GCCAGCUGUCUUGGCGGCAACUACUUUGUUUUGUGCAAAAAAAAAAACAUGUUGUUUGAAUAAAAACGCAGGAAUACCCAAAUAUCAGCGAUGACGCAAGAGAGCGCCAUGUACGAGGCGCUCAGGAAGCACUUUGGGCACACCAAGUUCAAGUCGGAGCUGCAGGAGAAGGCCAUCAGAUGCGCCGUGAAAAAGAAGCAGGAUGUGUAUGUAUCGAUGCCCACGGGUUCGGGCAAGUCGCUGUGCUUCCAGCUGCCCGGGCUCAUGUGCGAGAACCAGCUAACGAUUGUUUUUUCGCCCUUAUUGGCCCUCAUCAAGGAUCAGAUCGAUCACCUGACAAAGCUGAAAGUGCCCGCCGAUUCCCUCAACUCCAAGAUGACACUCAAGGAGAGGGACAGGGUCAUCAUGGAUCUGCGCGCAGUCAAGACCAACCUCAAGUUCCUCUACAUCACACCCGAACAGGCGGCUACCAAGUUCUUUCAGGAGCUGCUGCAAACCCUCCACAAGCACAAGAAGCUGGCCUACUUUGCCGUGGACGAGGCGCACUGUGUCAGCCAGUGGGGCCACGACUUCCGACCCGACUACCUCAAGCUGGGGGAGCUGCGGUCCAAGUACCCGGACAUCGUCUGGCUGGCCCUCACGGCCACCGCCUCCAGAGAGGUACGCGAGGACAUCUACAAGCAGCUGCGUCUGCACCAGCCCGUGGCCCAAUUCAGUACGCCCAGCUUCCGGAAGAAUCUCUUCUACGACAUCGUCUACAAAAACUCCAUCGAGGACGACUUUCAGCACCUGGCCGACUUUGCACAGCACUGUCUGGGGGAUGCCAAGGAGUUCAAAGCCAUGCCCAAGCCACAGCGUGGGUGCGGCAUCAUCUACUGUCGCACCCGAGAUCAGGUGGAGCGUGUGGCUGUGGGUGUGUCCAAGCAGGGCAUUGGCGCCGUGGCUUAUCAUGCUGGCCUGAAGACCGCAGAGCGUACGGGCGUGCAGGAGGCUUGGAUGCGGGGCGACCAGCCCAUCAUCUGCGCCACCAACAGCUUUGGCAUGGGCGUGGACAAGGCCACUGUUCGUUUCGUGAUCCACUGGGAUGUACCGCAGAAUGUGGCCGCCUACUACCAGGAGUCCGGGCGAGCUGGUCGCGAUGGACUACAGUCCUACUGCCGGCUCUACUACGGCCGGGAGGAUGUGCGCAGCAUUCGAUUUCUGCUCCAGAACGAUGUCCAUCGAGCGCGUGGAAGAGGCGACAAGGAACUGCUCACGGAAAGGGCGCUGAAACAGUUUGAGAAGAUCUCCGAAUUUUGCGAGCAUACGAGCUGCAGGCACAAACUGUUUGCGGACUUCUUUGGGGAUCCUGCGCCGCACUGCAACGGACAGUGCGAUGUCUGCAAGCGGCCCAAGAACGCGGAGAAGGCCCUGGAGAUGUUCCACCGCCUGUGCAUGGAUGACGCCUUCAAGUCGCACAUUUCCCUGCAGGACUGCGCGGAUCUAUAUGAAGGGGGCCGUGCGGGUGUCAAGCGUGCAGCCCAGGACUAUGCCGCCGGUGAGUCCGGCUCCGAUGACGAUUCCGGCCAGAGCCACUCGUCGAUGGCCAAGCGGGCCAAGAAGGAAACAGCGGACUUCAUACAGCAGCAGUUUAAGCUGCGCAAACAAAUCAGUGCCGCCCGGCAGCUGGAACAGGAGAAGUGUGCACAAAUUUCUCGCGUGCGUCAGGCCGAUGCCACGGAUAAGAAAAUCGCUGGCCUCCAGGCCACCCAAAGGGAGAAGUACCUCACGGCCAUCAUCGAGGCCCUUAAGGCGAAUGUGGAGAAGUGCCAGGAGGACGAGGAACAGCAGCCCCGGAGCGCCCUCCGGUACAACGAUUAUGAGGCCAUAGCCGUGGAGAUGGAGUACGAGGUGUUCCGGCAGCAGAAGGUGGCGAACAUGUAUCGGCAUGCUUUGGUGAAGCAGAUAUCCGUCAUUAAGCAGCUGACUGCGAAGACCAAACUAAUGCCCCUGCUGGCUGACUAUGUGCCCAAGCCUCAGACCAGCGCAAAGGGUGCCUGGACUGGCGGCAGUGUGGCCUACUUCGAGCGGAAACUGAAAGAACUGGAGGAGCAAAAGCCGCAGAGCCUCAAGGAGACACCCAAAGCUCUGAAGGAGAGAAAGGGCUUCAAACAGGAGAACACAACGCAGACCUCCAUUGCCAGCUACUUCAAGAAGGAGGUAAAAGAGGAACCGCUCGAGGAAGGUGCAGACGGUGCAGAGGAUCCACUGCAAGAGCCUGUGACUGUGAAACAAGAACCAGGGCCGAAGGAAGAAAAGGAGAAGAGUUCUGACAACAGUUCAGAGGAAAAAAUGGAACAGGAGAGUCCCGAGUCUGGGGCCGAACCAAAAAGCAUCGUUGGCGAUAGAGAGUUGAAUCUGAUGUCCAAUGGCGAUGGCACCUUUGAUACCCAUCGCAGAAAACGCGUCUCCCAUCAGCUGACCAAAGAGAAGAAGCCACACAAAGCCGCUCCCACCUCUCUGCCUCUGUUUGCUUCGAAGGAGGAAAGGGAACAAGCACUGACUGCCUUCAAGACGGCUCGACAAAUUCUCGAAGAGAAGCUGGAGAAACUGGAAAGCAAAACGAAUAUCCUUGGCUUUAUGACGGCCAAACAAAUGCUGGAGCAAACCCAAACAAAAGACGCAAUGGAAAGUAUAUCGAAGAGUGGGGGGUCGACUUCAGAGCUACGGAGGCCAGAGAUGGCGACAUCAGAGGGAAAAGACAAGAUAGCACCCGAAACGGAAAUAAAAGUGGAAAAGAAGUGCACAAGAGAAAGCCAAGAAAUAAACAAAGAGCCAACAGCUAGGGGAAAAGAGUCCAAGGAAGCCACAUCCCAGCGAAGAGGGCCAAAAGAGAUUAUCUCCGAGAAAAGAGACCAAGGGGAGUCGACACAACCGGAGAGAAAAGACCAGAAGCCGCCAGUGAAGCAGCAGAAGAACGAUGUCAGCAAGAAUGUGGUGCACUGGCUCAAUCCCUACUACAAGCGCAAAAUAGCCACCAAGGAGCUGUUCAAGGCCCUGGCCAAACUGAUCACUAGCCGCAUCUGCGAUGGCAGUUUAGGUGAUGGAGAUGCUUGCAAAUGCUACAUUAAGGAGACCUUUCAUGGCCUGCAGAUGAUCAGCAACGAUCAGGACAUUGAGAAAUAUUUCACCCAGUCCAAGUGAUUUUCCAUUUUGGGAACCAAACGAAUUAUUCGCAUCGGAAAUAUUGCCACCAGUCAAGCUUGUUAAGAACCAUAGUUGAAAAACCGUAUUUUUGUGUCGUUAAUGUUUCAAGUUGUAUGUAUAUAAUAAUUAAUUUGAUCAGUAAAAUAUUAAGAGGAACGACA
Drosophila obscura is the source of this 3347-nucleotide messenger RNA. RefSeq names its product ATP-dependent DNA helicase Q5 (gene RecQ5). Lineage: Eukaryota; Metazoa; Arthropoda; Insecta; Diptera; Drosophilidae. Gene Ontology annotation, biological process: double-strand break repair via homologous recombination. The coding region runs from base 91 to 3183 and encodes 1030 amino acids. Gene Ontology annotation, cellular component: cytoplasm; chromosome. The transcript is spliced from 5 exons. The record is from RefSeq and is a predicted model, not a curated record. Gene Ontology annotation, molecular function: four-way junction helicase activity; nucleic acid binding; ATP binding.